AUGUCCAUUCUGUUUUUGCUGGGCACGGUCUUUCUGCUCUGCACAAACAAUGAGCCUUCAAUAUUUUGUUAUAAAUGUAAAAAGUUUCAUCUUGGGUUGUGCUAUGACCAGAUGAGUUCCUGCAUCCUGAAGUACCAACAGUCCUGUGCUAUUGAGAACUUUUACGUACUUACCAAAAAAGGGCGAAGUAUAUACUUUUAUUCCAAACUGUCAUGUAUGACCAACUGUGAGGACGUCAGCUUCCUGGGUUUUGAGAAGAGAACAGAGCUGAUCUGUUGCAGACAUAGUAACUAUUGCAACAUCCCCCAGGGAGCCUAG
Molossus molossus (Pallas's mastiff bat) is the source of this 318-nucleotide messenger RNA. RefSeq names its product prostate and testis expressed 2 (gene PATE2). Lineage: Eukaryota; Metazoa; Chordata; Mammalia; Chiroptera; Molossidae. The transcript is spliced from 3 exons. Bases 1 to 318 code for a protein of 105 amino acids. The record is from RefSeq and is a predicted model, not a curated record.